This is a messenger RNA of Owenia fusiformis, 8987 nucleotides long. Lineage: Eukaryota; Metazoa; Annelida; Polychaeta; Sabellida; Oweniidae. The record is from the annotation of a GenBank genome assembly.
AAUGGUGUCGUCAUUUCAUGGAGUGGAUGGAAAGAUGACGUCUCUGGGAUAGAAGAAUUCGACAUUGACGUAUACCUGACCAGAAAGAACAAUAAUGAACUAAUAGAGAGUCAUCCAGCUAAGAAGAUAUUAACAGUAAAACCAGGUGACCCAUUUCCCAGUUACACACCCGAUAUACCAGGAACAUAUUCCAUCGUACUGACCGUGGUGGACAAUACUGGCCACGGUGGCUCUAGUGGUAAUGUAGAGACAGCCAGACGACUGUUUGUCUUUGAUCCUAACUCUACUAUAGAUGUAGUCCAACAUAAGCCAUUACGACCAGAAUCAGCAGCAGAGAACUCAAGUUACAUCUGGCAACUUAACUUGCAAGAUUUAAGUGGACGAGGUCAACAUGUAGUAUUUAAUUGGACCGAUAGGUUUAUCAAUCGAUACCAUCACGUGAAUAACAUCCUCGGAGCAGUAAGUGACUACCAGGAGAGAGUCGUUCAACCAAAAUACGAUGAUAUGGAAGGUGGACGAACGCGCCUUGCAAUUCCAAACGCUAAUGCAAUUGUGAGGUUUGAUUACACGUACCUUAAAGACCACAGUGGAGGGAAAACAUUAACUGUAAUGCCCGAUGGCAGGUGGACUCCUACAGAUAAUGUUUUGGAUCAAAGUCAAAUAUUGGACAUACCAAGAGAAGAUGGAGACACAGUCAGAUUUUGGGUAAAAGCGGUUGAUGUGAUGGGAACAGAAGUUAUAGAUCACCUUUAUCUUCAUUUUGACUCCACGCCACCGAUCAUAGACGAUAUCUGGUUGGUCAAUAAUGAAAGGGAACAACUUGCAGUUCAUAGCGUCAGGGAUCUAUUUGAGAUGCGAUUUAGGUUCAUAGCGUUUGAUAUCCAUAGUGGGCUGUACACUGUUCAUUGGAAGCUCUUUGACAAUUAUACAGACAAUGAGCUGAUCCUCGGUAAUGCAAACACACAUGUUAUAAAGAUGGAAAAUAACACGCUAGAAACGGAGAGUUAUUGUACACCGGUCGGUCAAUGCUACGGGAUACAGUAUGAUAUAAACCCAGACCGUACAGACUUUCCUAAACCUGGCGGAACACACGAUCACGACUACUUCCUUCAACUUACAGUCACAAACAUUGCCCAACUAGUCACAACCCGCAUCGUAAAAAUUACAAUUGACACAUCUCCACCCCACCCUGGUGUUGUCCACGACGGAAGAGCAGGUACUCCCGAAGUUGAUUUCCAACAAGAUUAUACCAUUCAUGCACACUGGUCUCAGUUUUACGACAGAGAAAGUGGGGUCAUGCUCUAUAGAUACGCUUUUGGUAAUAGCUGCAUUGAGAAAGACGAAUUUACAUCAACAAAUUCAUCUCGGGUUAGGGAAACGAUUUUUACGGAGGUCAGUGACACGAUGACUAAAGCAGGGACAUAUUAUUGCACUGUUGUUGCCUUCAACGGAGCAAUGGAGCCGUCUGAUCCCAUAUGUUCAGAUGGUGUUACAAUAGAUGUUACACCUCCAACAGUACAUUCUAUUAUUGUUGAUCACAUACAUACCACUCCAGGGAUUGUAACUUACAGGAAUUCUCUAUGGCAAAUAAACAAGCACGGCUUCAAACAACCAUUAGGAAACGAUUCAGAUUGCAGAGGACAUGAGGCAGCUGAUAUAAGUGUAUUUGCUGAAAUCAAAGAUUUGGAUGACAAUCUAGAAUGCACUAAUGCCUUUAUAAACCGUUUUUAUCUGACACAAGAGAGACAGUUAACAGUUAACUGGACAGGGUUUGAUACGGAGUCUGAGAUAUUUGACUUUGAGCUAGGAAUGAGCAGCACAAGUUCAUUACUUGCCCCAGAUAUAAUGCCGUUCAGAUCAACAAACCAGAGACCAACUUUAAACUUGUACCAUCCGCCAUUGUCUGAGGGCCAGCUUAUGUAUGUCAUCGUAAAAGCAACUAACAGGGCUAAGGCUGCUACGUCAAAGGCCUUUGGACCAUUGGUUAUUGAUAUCACCGGUCCAAUAUUUGAUAGUGACGUUACUAUAGAUGAGGAAGGGAACUAUUUAGUAAUAUAUUGGGAUUCGUCUAAAGUGUACGAUGCUGAAGAUGACGAGCAAUUACACUAUGAAGUUGCUAUAGGAAAAAACGAGUACCACACAGACAUACUUAACUUUGGUCCGGUUAUGUCGGGAGUUACUUGUAAUGCCACAAACGAUAACUGUUCAGUGGUUCUUCUCAGUCAGUUGGACAUUCACCCUGCACAUCCUCAGACAUUUAUAGCUUACAUAAAAGUGACAAAUGCAGCUGGUUUGUCAACAAUUGUCUCCUCAGAUCCAUACGUUCACUAUAACACAUUGCCCUAUGUUGGAAUUGUAAAGGAUAUCUUGCCAGAGGACGAAAUAGAAAACGAGAUAAUGCUUGACUACGACAUAGAUUAUCAGCUGUCAUCUACAUCAAUCAGAGCGAAAUGGAGUGGAUUUACGCAUCCUCAUCUCUCUGUCAUGUAUAAGAUGGGCAUAGGCACACAUAAAGGACAUGAUGAUGUCAUGGCAUUCGUAGAUGUGAACGAUACUCAAUAUGAAGCAGCAAAGUUGAACUUGGAAACGUAUAUGACAUAUUACACCACUGUGAUUGCGCAGUCACUCACUGGGUCGGUGAAUGCAUCAUCAGAUGGCGUAACAAUUGUGGCGUCGAAUCAAAGUAUCACUAUGGAUAUCUUUGAUGGACUGGGAUGUACUGGCACAAAGAAUCGCACUGAAGAUAAUUUCCCAUGCAAGGAUGAUAUUAUGUUCCAAGCCAGCCUCACAGACAUAUCAGCUCAUUGGACGAUUCCGAAGACCCAUUUACCUUACAUCACCCAUGGCUUUUACAGAAUAGAGCGAUAUGCUGAAGAUACAAUGAUAUGGAUACCUGAGUGCCCGUUUAUUGAAGUCAGGCCGAUAGGGAGCAACAUAACUAUGACCAACUUAGAAAUGACACCAGGCCUAUCAUAUAAAACAGUUGUAAAGUUAUGUACUCCGGCAUCAUGCUUUCUUCCUCUGUCCACAAAUGGGGUAACAAUUCAAGUCGAAUCGCCAAUACCUGGCGCAAUGAAUAUUACCGGGUAUGAUGGCGAGGCAACAUUCACAGUUAUGUUUGACGAAUAUGUCUCCAAUUUGCAAACAAAGCACGUGACAAUUGAAUUUUACGAAUGGACGUUCUCAUUGGACAGUUCAGCAAAUGGUAUAGCCAAGCCAUGGAAGGAAGUGCACGGUAUUUAUGAAAACUGCCACGUAUCGUUUACAGUGGAGAACAAUCUUUCAAAUGCUACUGUUGCUACAAAGUGCUGGCACGUAUGUGUUCGCGGAUGGAAUUUUGCGGGUCUCUCGUCAACAAAGUGCGCAACAAUUACACCAUGUGAUGACAUAAAUACAAAUAAGAAACAUGGAAUGGUUAUUGUUGAUGUUAAAGGACCUAUAAUUUGGAACAAAAACCAGCGAUUGGAAGAGAAUGAUGCUGACUAUACCUCUAGCAGAAACACUAUAUCAGCAGUGUGGCCAUCUCUACGUCAUGGAAAGUACAGCUGGGUAGUUAUUGAAUCAUCAACAGGAUCAAUUGACGGGAGAGCUAUUCCCAAUAACUUAUGUGACAUACACGAUGCUAUUUCUUGUGGUGAAACUGAGGACGAAUGCAUAAAUGCUAACAACCUUACAUUACAUCACGGGACGAGUUACUUCGUUUGCAUAUUUGCAAAUGAUACUGUAAUAUAUCACGAACGGUUUGAAGAACAUCAUCCGGAAAUUAAGGCUUGUAGUGAUGGUGUCAAGGUAGAUUGGACUCCACCUGAUCCUGGGAGUGUAUAUAUACAUUCACAAACACACCCACUUGACAGGGAAACAUACCAGACAUCAUCAAGUCAAAUAGCUGUAUCCUGGAGCCCAUUCAUAGACAUAGAUGACGUAGGAUCUUCCUCAAAUGACGAGCAUCCUGGGAUCAACUACUAUCAGUUUGCAGUUGGUGGGCACAAGGAUGGAGUAGAUGUGGUGGACUUUACUACCAUAGGAAUAGGGAAACGUCAUACAAUAACAGGAUUGAAUCUCACAAAUGGUCAGGAGUACUUCGUUACAAUAAAAGCCACGAACUUCGUUGGAUUAUCGACCCAAGUCUGUAGUUCUCCAGUCAUUGUGGAUACAACCCCACCACAACUAACACAAAUGACUCAUGUGCGAGUGAGAUGGUUAGGGGUAUUUGAGGAUAAAGAGAGUGGAAUUAUUCAUUACACUUGGUCUGUUGGAUCAGAACCGGGCUUUUCAGAUAUCAGUGGACCAUAUCAGACAAAAUAUACAUCAACUACGUCCAACAUAGCUAACCUCGAACUUUUAGAUGGGCAUGUGUACUACGUCACUGUCAAAGCAUACAACAGGGCUGGCUUACAUACAACUGCGAGUUCGCAUGCGUUCACAGUGGAUGCGUCCCCUCCUGUUGUUGGCCAUAUAUAUGACGGCACAAUUGAAAAUACCGAUAACUAUCAUAGAGAUGUUGACUAUCAAACUGACUCAUCUAGAUUGUGCUCCCACUGGGUAGGAUUUGCAGACCCGCACACAGAGGUCAUCGAACACCUCUGGAAAUCAGGAACAUGUCCUGGCUGUGAUGACGUCAUACAAGAACACAACGUUGGACUGAAAUCAGAGGCAUGCAUGGAUUCACUAAAACUUUCACAGGGGAAAAUAUAUUUUUCCACAAUAACUGCGUGUAACCAAGCGGGUCUAUGUAGUGCACAGUCUGGUGAUGGCGUGAUGGUAGAUAUCUCCCCACCUGUCACUGGGGUAGUAGAGGAUGGGACUAUGCCUGAAGAUAUCCAGUUUCAAGCAUCGAGAGAUAUACUCUCUGCCCAUUGGGUUGGUUUUCAUGAUGCUCAUAGUGGACUCUCUAAGUAUGAAAUGCGUGCUGGUACUCAAGUUGGAUCAGAUGACAUCAUUCCUCCAAAGACAAUGCACCUUACUGAAUCCAUAUUUGUACCUUUAGACACACCUUUGCCAGUUAACUCGACCAUAUACAUCACAAUAAGGGCAUAUAACUUUGCAGGUUUGUAUGCCGAAUCAACAAGUAAUGGAUUCACGGUAGAUACAACACCACCAUCUGUCGUUCAACCAGCUUCGGUAGAUUUCAACCAUGGCUCGAUAGAAGACAAUACGCAGGUAUGGAGGAGUUCGUUGACAACUAGAUGGCUGUUUGAAGAUAACGAGUCUGGAAUUGAACGUCAAUAUGUCAGUGUUUAUGCACAUAUUGAUGGGGACUUGGGUGUUCCAACAAUCGAGAUAGGCACUGGUUCCCAUUACACAUUCAGCAACCUUACACUCAACGAUGGAACGGAAUAUUUUGCUUCAAUUGUUGCAUGCAAUAAGGCACAGCUAUGCUCUGAUAGUUCGUCAGAAACGUUGCUGUUCGAUGCAUCAAGACCAUGUAUCGGAACCUUUGCUAGUUGGACAAACCAUGCUGCGGAAGUUGGCAGAUAUAAAGAUGGAUUCAUGACUUGGAAUGGAGCUGAUAUUUCGCUACAUUGGCUUGGGUUUGGAGACCAUCACUCUGGAAUAUCACAUUACUUAGUUACACUUGGGGAAACGUUUGCUGGUCAUGAAUUGACACCAGAUCAACCAAUAGUAAUAGACCACAGUAAGACAGGACCAGUAAACCAUGAAGAAGGUGUUAUACAAACUGCAACUAUAACUCUAAGUCGACCGAUAGAUGAUAGUAAUAAACUAUAUGUCAAAAUGUGGGCAGUUAAUGGGGUUGGAUUGCCGAGUUUAGUUGUCCAUAACUCGUUCGAUGUUGUCGAAAACUCACCAGGUAGAGGGGUUUUGGUGUUAACACGGCGCUGUGAAACACACAGUUGUGAGGGUCAUUGUGUAUGUGCACCCCAUAAUCAACAGUGUGACUUAGACAUCAACAAGACUUGCACACAAGCAAAACACGGUGACAAUUUUGUCAUCCUGGUGAAUGAUACUCAAGCCAUUGGAAGUUUUGAGAAGUCUGAUAAUUUACUAGAAGACAUGGAUUUCACACAUUCGGAUUGCUUGUUAGCAGCAGUGUGGACAAUAUCCGAACGAAAUGGAAAACCACCUAUUAGAUACGAAUAUACAGCUGGUUUAGAAGGAGACGGUUUUGGUAGUGGUGUAGUAAAUUUAGUGAAUGAUCGAAUUUGGUUUGAGGCUGGAUUUUAUAACCAUGCUGUCAUUACUCCCACUUUAACACGACUUCUACAAGGCCAAAGAUAUAUUUUCUAUGUACGGGCCUGGUAUGAUGACGUUACGUUCACAGUUUUCCAGUCAGAUGGCAUUCUCAUCGAUAUCAGCCCACCAACCGUUUCUCGUAUUAGACAUGUCGAGGAAAGUGAUGGUUCUUACGUUGAGUUUGAUAAGGACUUUACUGGUAGUGUUGAUAAACUCAGCGUCCGUUGGCCAGGUGUCUUUGCAGAUGAGGAAUCUGGCAUUUCCCAUUUUCUGUUGGGAAUAGGAACUGCAGUACUAGUUGAUGAUGCUUAUAAGUUCACAAAGCAGACUGAUACAAACGUCCAGUUAUCUGGGAUGUCUUUGACACCAGGCCAGAAGUACUACACAACAAUAGUUGCAGUGUCAAACACUGGAUUAGAAGCAACGAAAGUAUCUGAUGGGUUUACAGUUGACAUAGAACCGCCUAUCCCUGGAAUAGUAUUCGAUGGCAGAUUUUUAUACGACGCAGACUACACCAAUGAGACAACUAUACUUCAUGCCCAGUGGCACGGAUUCUACGACCGACACAGUGGAAUAGACUACUAUAUCUGUUGUGUUGGAACUGCAUCAGACACAUCAACAUGUGAUGUGAUUCCAUUUUAUGGUGUCGGGCUACAAACCAGUGCGUCGAUUGCGAUCCCUGGUGCAUUGCAACCUGGUAAAUAUUACACCAAAGUGCAGGCAGUAGAUGCAGUUGGGCAUCGCUCAGCUGUUAUAUCCUCUGAUGGAAUAAUCGUUGACAUAACGCCACCAGAUAUACUGCAUGCCGCAACUACAAAUGCAAAUCUACUUCGGAAUCCAUCAUUUGAGGAAGACGAAUCAAAUUUUGACAUUCAUUAUCACCCUCUAUGGUCCAAUUCGACCAGUACUCCUCCCCUUCACUGGGAAACGACAACUGGUACAAAGGUUGCUAUAGUGAACAGUAAAGACGGUGAAGCAAGCGAUAGCAACCAAGCGUGUCUUUUACUGGGUAGUAUUCAGCAAAGUGUAGCCACUCAAGUAGGGAAUGUGUAUGCGGUGCAAUUUUCUGUGAGCCACCCUCCUAGACCACCUAUAGAACAUGCGCUACAAACGGGCAAAAUAACUAUACCUGGUACUGAGGUGACCUUUCAAAUCUACCCUCGUCAUGAAAUGACAAAGAAUAACAUUGGUCAUCCCAAUUUGAAAUCGAUGCCAUUGUCUCAUAUAGCUUGGCACAUAUACCUGUAUACAUUCGUUGCAACUGAUCCUGAGUCAACACUUCGUAUUGAAACGCUUGAACGGAACGCUGGACUGUUAAUUGAUGCAGUCAAAAUUGAACCGUUAAGUCAUACUUCGACAAAGGAAGGGGCUAUUGUAGUAGACUACCAGCAAACAGGAGAAUGGUCCUCAAUACAAGCUCGUUGGCAAGUGUUAGACCUUGAAAGCCAUAUCGAUGAUAUAUCAUGGGCGAUAGGACUUAUACAAGGUGGAACCCAGCUUCAAGGGUAUGUAAGUGUCGGUAGGAAGUCGUAUGGAAUCAACACGAAGCUUCAUCUGGUCCAUGGCAUGCUGGUACAUGUGACACUGAUUGUGCGCAAUAAUGCAGGAUUGAUGAGCGUUGUAUAUGCUGAACCCAUCGUGAUUGACCGAACACCUCCUGUUAUCGGAAUUGUAUCGCACAGCAAAGAUAAUGAUACCGGGUACCAAAGUGGACAGGUUUUGAUUGCCAAGUGGGACGUUGAGGAUGAUGAAACAACGAUUAGCCAUUGCACUGUUGCAUUCGGUAAUUCUCCCGAGUUAACAGAUAUCACAGAUUUCAAAAAGAUUCUGUUUUCUGGAAACCCCAUGCUGUUUAACUCUACAAAUCAUGCCAACCUUAAACACGGUACCAAGGUUUAUGCAAAUGUGCGUUGUUUUAACACACUUGGUCUUUGGAGCCAGACAUCGUCAACUGGAAUCACGGUUAUAUCAGAGCCUCCAGAUGUGUCACACGCCCUGAUUGAAUCCCUGCCAAACAAAAUGUCACAUUUUGCAUGUAGCGAUCGGAUCCAGAAUGACAUUCAUGCAAUUCGAUUUAAAUGGGACGGAUUCAAGAAGUCAACAAAUCACAUCGAUUACUAUCAGGUGAACCUCGGAAUGACAAAUGGUGAUGUGAAUGGCACAAUAUAUGAGAUUGUUAACAAUGGACGUCAGCAGAUGACAGUGGAAGAACUGACUUUACAACAAAACAGCCAUUAUACGGUAAAUAUCAAAGCUGUUGACAUGGUCGGAGGUGUCAGUGACGGCGUUCAAUUAAUGCUCACCACAGAUACACGUCCUCCUAAUAUAACGGGUAAUCGUAUUUCUCAUAAAUGGCUGGAAGAAACUACUGUUCGAUUUUUGUGGGAAGGUGUAUUCAUAUCCGACAGCGACCUUUAUUACGAACUUACUAUUGGUACAAAUCCUGGCGGAAGUGACAUCAUGAAAUGGGUUGAAACAAAGCAGACGUCAUUCACACUUUAUGCUGUAGAUAAUUCGCUUGAACAUCAUUUGACUGUGACUGCAAUUAACGAAGCUGGGUUUUACACGUCGACCAUUUUAUCAUUUAACUAUGAUAACUAAGAUCAUAUUCUUUUUUAAAAGAGGCCAUCGUAGUAAUCAAUCUAUCACCUUGAUCAAGUUAUUCAUUCGGUUUCAACAUGUUUUUGUAAGAAAUAUAGACUAUAUAUUUUUCAAUGUCAUGGAUAAAUAUGACCGAAAAAAGACCUGAUGUCUUAGAAAUAUGAAAAGACCUGGUGUAAUGUAUUGCAAACGAA